CUAGCAAAGAGAGCGAAGCUGAACACAUGGGUGGGUACCAUCAACCUGCCCCGCACCAACGAGAGAGUAGAGGAAGGGGACGUGUGCAGCGUUGCCGGCUGGGGCAGAACUAGCACAGAGAGUGAAUCGACCCCGGACAAACUCCAGGAGGUGGAGGUGAUGGUGAUGCCGGAUGACGCAUGUCCAAAGAAGCCUUAUGGGCCAUAUGAUAACUAUAACCCCUCCACCAUGAUGUGUGUGGGGAACCCAGCACAGGGCAAAGACUCUUCACAGGGCGACUCUGGAGGACCCCUGGUGUGUGAGGAAACAGCCCAGGGCAUCGUCUCCUGGGGGCCUUGCAGAGCUCCCGGAGUGUACACAAGAAUCUCCACAUUCAUCCCCUGGAUAAAGAAGAUGAUGAGGAAGUUGCAGCCCUGA
Chrysemys picta bellii (western painted turtle) is the source of this 417-nucleotide messenger RNA. Lineage: Eukaryota; Metazoa; Chordata; Testudines; Emydidae. The record is from RefSeq and is a predicted model, not a curated record.